AUGAUUACCCUCAGUCCAAGGAUAAAAGUGCAAGUUGCCAAGGCGCAGAACUUGCUCUACAAUAAGAGAAAGAUAGCUGCCAUUCCAGCAAUUAUUUUACUGCUCAUUUUCAUUGUUACUGCAAGCUACAGGUCUGCCCUUGAUGCUUCAACUCCAGUCGCCUCUCCUCAUAUUUCCAUCACUCGUCUAACCAAGGAAGAUUUUGAGGCAACUUCACCGUUCCGUUUGGUAGAGAAUCAGAGACAAUUUUAUGCCAAUGAAGGGUUUAUUACCUCAUUUUUGAGUAAGUUUGGUGGUUCAGCCUCCAAUGCUGCUGAGCGUUCAUUGCUAAAUGGUUGGAAACAUGCUGAUAGGUUGGACCAAUGUAGGUUUUUAAUUCGUUCCAUGUAUAACGCCGAUAUGGAUUGGAACAAUUCUAACAUCCUGGAAUUUAAGGACGAUGAAAAAGCGGAUAAUACUGCCAUCGUCUUAAUGAGUGAAAGAAUUAGACUUUAUGAUUACUGUUUUAUUUCUGGUAAGUUGAAUUUGAAACAAGUGUUUAAUGAAAAAUUGGGGGUAAACGUGGCUGAUGUUGCAGAUUUCCAACAUAGAAUGUUCCCCUUUAUGAAGAAAUUGAAUAUUGAUGAAAUGGGGACAAUUCCAAAGAUUACCAAUUUAAAUAACGGUAAGGAUGAAACUCCUAUUUUCAAGGAUGUAAAGACUGUUAAUGAAAAUUUCUUUGCUCACUGGAAUGAAGUGUCAAAGGGAAAAGGGAUUGUCAUCAAUAUGAAGGAAACUGAGAAAGAUUUGUUUAUGAGUUUGAUCGCCACAUUACAAGAGGUGAAAAACACAUUGCCAAUUCAAAUAAUUACUACAGGCCAAGAUUUCGAGAAGGAAACCUUUGAAAGCAUGAACCGAUUCCUGCAAACAACAGAUCAACAAGUCUCGUUGAUUGAUUGUUCUUCAAUUUUAGAUGCUGAUUUCGUUAAAGAACAUAUAGCGUCACAUCUUCAUAAAUGGUUUGGAACAUUAUUCAACACAUUCGAAGAAGUCGUCAUACUUGAUGCUGAUAGUGUUCCAUUUGUUGCACCUGAAACAUUCUUCAAGAAUAAGGAGUAUAAAGAUGCCGGCUCAUUCUUCUUUAGGGACAAGACCUUAGGUAAUGAACGUACCUAUCAAUAUUGUAUUGAAAUGAUUGAAGCAAUGGAACCUUCCAAGGCAGAGUCCGGUUUAAUUAAUACUAAGUUGAAGUUUACUUCUAAUAACCCACCUGAAGACAAUUCAUCCCCAGCAGCAAGCGUUUACAACACAUUUUUUGGGAAGUAUAAACAUAAGAAUCUAGAUAGUGGUGUUGUCGUAUUAAAGAAAAAGGAGAAAUUGACAUCAUUAUUGAUGGGAUUCAUGAUGAACUUGGAUGCUAAGAUGAAGCAAUGUGUUUCAGGUGAGAAAGAAUUAUUUUGGUUAGGCCAUCUAAUUGCUGGUCAAGAUUAUGCCAUUGAUCAAUGGUUUGGUACCAUUGCUGGUACUGUUGGUUCCAUGAACGAUGGUAAAGAUGGUGCUGAAUCUACUCUGUACAUUUGUUCCACCCAGGUGGCUCAUGUCAACAAAGAUGAUGAUAUCUUAUGGAUCAAUGGUGGGUUGAACACUUGUAAAUUUAAGAAUAUUGCUUCGAAGGAAUUUGAAAGAUCACCAAGUUACUUCAAGCAAAGAUAUCAAGUAGAACGAAACUUGCAAAGUGUUUAUGACUCUGCAGUAAAGAUUGACGGACUUAUUAAACCUGACGGUAGAUUGAAUAAAUGGAUUCAAAUUGACGAAUGUCAAAGAAGAAUGUAUUGUGCAUUUAUAGGGGGACCUGAAGCUGCUAAGCCUGGUGCUGUAGAUGAUUCAAAGACUCUAUACAUGUUAGAUAAAGAUGGUAAAAGUAAACUAGCUGGUUUGACCAACGUUUGGAGAUCCAUGAAAGCUUCAGUAAACCAACCACAAAAACAACAGUAG
This is a messenger RNA of Naumovozyma castellii, 1974 nucleotides long. Its product is annotated as alpha-mannosyltransferase. The coding region runs from base 1 to 1974 and encodes 657 amino acids. The record is from RefSeq and is a predicted model, not a curated record. The transcript has a single exon. Lineage: Eukaryota; Fungi; Ascomycota; Saccharomycetes; Saccharomycetales; Saccharomycetaceae.